AUGGCUGACAACGGAGUUUUUCAACCCACUCAGGCCGAAUUCAUGGCCCAGAUGACUGAAUUACAGGCAGAGGUGAAAAAACUUUCCGAAUUAUCCACCCAGAAUAAUGUCAACAAGCAGGAGGACAGUGGAUGCAAAGGGAAAGGCAACACGAACAUGUUGAGCGUCGACCCACCAAAGGAGAAACUGACCUUGGACAACCAUUUUUCUGAGGAGAUUACCAAUUACCAAAUGCCAAAACAUUUUACAUUACCUUCCUCACUCAAGCUAUAUAAGGGGAUUGGUGACCCCCGGGCUCACAUUAAGAAAUUUCAGUCUAUGAUGUUCUUUAAUGGACCUAACAAUGAACCUGUUCUUUGCAGGGCCUUCCCUACUUACCUCGACGGCACAGCCCUCCUUUGGUUUUCAAAACUGCCUGAAGGAUCAAUUUCUUCCUUCGAGGAAUUGGCAAGAUCCUUCAUAGACUACUUUGCGGUAGCACGGAUUUAUGUGCACGGAUCAGAUUACCUCGGCACUAUCUGCGAAGGUCCCCAAGAAAGCUUAAAGGACUACUUAACCAGAUUCGCAGAUGCAACAAUGGAGAUACCCGAUCUAGAUCCCGCUGUCUAUCUUCACGCCAUAAAAGCUAGCCUCAAGCCCAGAAAAUUCAGAGAAACAAUUGCCGUCACAAAACCGAAAACCUUGGAAGAAUUUCGAGAAAGGGCCGCCGGGCAAAUGGAGAUUGAAGAACUCUGUGAGGCCGAAAAAGCAGACAGAAGGCAACCCAAAAAGGAAGAGAGCCGAACAAUCAGGUCGGCAGACUACAAAGAUCCCAGAAAGACGUUUAAGCUUACCCCAAAGUUUGACAAUUACACCAGGUUCAACACAAAGAGAGAAAGAAUCAUCAAGGAAAUACUCAACGCCAAAAUCAUAAAACCUCCUGUCAGGGCAGGAAACUACCAAGACCAGCGAUUUGUGGACAAGACCAAGCAUUACGCUUUCCAUCAGAAAUAUGGUCACACAACCGACGAGUGCAUUAUAGCAAAAGACUUGCUAGAAAGGCUAGCCCGACAAGAACUCCUGGAUAAAUACAUCGAAGGCAGAAAGCAUAAAGAAAAUCGAACGGACCGAGAUGAACAUAACAAACCCCGAGAAACAAAGAAGACAACAAAUGGUUGA
This is a messenger RNA of Arachis duranensis, 1158 nucleotides long. RefSeq lists its product as uncharacterized. Lineage: Eukaryota; Viridiplantae; Streptophyta; Magnoliopsida; Fabales; Fabaceae. The coding region runs from base 1 to 1158 and encodes 385 amino acids. The transcript has a single exon. The record is from RefSeq and is a predicted model, not a curated record.